Messenger RNA from Camelina sativa (false flax), 2471 nucleotides. Its product is annotated as cation/H(+) antiporter 26-like. The record is from RefSeq and is a predicted model, not a curated record. Gene Ontology annotation, cellular component: membrane; endomembrane system. Gene Ontology annotation, biological process: proton transmembrane transport; regulation of pH. Lineage: Eukaryota; Viridiplantae; Streptophyta; Magnoliopsida; Brassicales; Brassicaceae. Gene Ontology annotation, molecular function: antiporter activity.
AUGAACAAUAGUGUUGUAAAUGGAACACAUGAAUUUGUAUGUGAGGCAUGGUUGGGAUCAACCUCUAGCGGAAUAUUUAUGGGAGAUGACCCAUUGAAGCAUUCGACUCCUCUUCUCCUUCUUCUUAUUUCUCUCGUCUCUUCCCUCUCUUCCUUCUUCCAAGCUCUUCUCCGUCCUCUCCCAAAUGUCGACUUUGUCACUCAAAUUAUGGGUGGGAUAUUCUUAGGCCCCUCGGUUUUGGGACAAAACAUAGAUUUAGUGACAAAACUUUUCAACACAAGAAGCUUCUUCAUUAUAGAAUCAUUAGAGGCAAUAUCCUUCAUGUUCAUCUCAUACAUAAGCACAGCUCAAGUAGAGGUGGGAGUAAUAAAGCGAGGAGGCAAGGUCGCAAUCAUCAAUGGAUUCUCUCUUUUUCUGUUUCCUUACGUCGUUGGCUCCUUGGCAUGUACCCUAAUCACUAGCAACAUCCGUGGAAGCGUGGCGAACACUAAGCCAGCACAGCUCCAUGAUAUACUGACAAACCAAUCGGCAGUGUAUUUUCAAGUGGCGUAUUCGGUUUUGUCGAAGCUCAAGAUGCUAAACUCGGAGCCUGGAAGGUUAGCCCUCUCCUCCAUAAUGGUGACUAACUGCUUUGGCUGGGGUCUUUUCCUCCUUAAAGUUACCUUUGACAGUUUCUUGCAACAAAAAUACUCCAAGACUAUUUAUCUCCAUACCUUCACAAAGGUACUACUGAUUGCUGCUAUAGUAGUUGUGUGCCGACCAAUUUUCAAAUGGAUAGUGAAGAGAACACCUGAAGGAAAGAAACUAAAGGCAUCGCAUCUAUGCAUCAUCUGCGUCAUGUUGUGCACCACCACUUUCCUGUCCGAAACCGUAGGGUUUCCUUACAUAGUCGGAUCCGUGGCUCUCGGUCUUGUGACUCCUAAGACGCCUCCUCUCGGUACUGGUCUCACCGACAAGAUCGGUUGCUUCUGUUGGGCGGUUCUUAUGCCGUGUUACGUCAUCGGGAUUGGUAAUAAAGUCAAUUUCUUUAUGUUCGAAAAAGGCGACGUCAUAACUUUGGAGUUGCUUUUCUUUACCAUCAUUGCUGCAAAGUUUGCUUCCAUCGUCCUCCCAUCGCUUUACUUCAAGGUUCCUAUAUCAUACGCCGUGAUAGUCGGAUUCAUCGUCUGCAUACAAGGGAUCUACGAUGUCCAAAUCUUCAAACAGUUGUUGAACUACGAGAACAUAAGCCAAGAAGCAUUUGGGAUAAUGGUGGUAUGUGCGAUGGUUCACUCGACCAUUUUCACGGCCAUAGUAAAAAAUCUCUACGGGUGGGUGCAGCGGCAACACAUCACUUACAGGCGACAAACCGUUCAGCACUACGAACCAAACAAUCCUCUCAAGAUCCUCACUUGUUUCUACCACCGCAAAACCGUACCUUCCCUCCUCACCAUCUUGGAGUUCUCUUCUUGUCCAUCGGGGGCUUCCAUCGUUUCCGUCAAUCUCGAAGAGCUUGAGCACCAUAACGUACCUCUCCUCAUUGAACACCAUUCCGGUCAAUACGACGCCUCAUCGAUGUCCUCCAGCCGCAGAGAUCAGAUCUGGAAAGCCUUCGAGAAAUUCGAAAAGGGACACGUUUUGCAAGAAAACUUUUCCGUCGAGUGUUUCACUGCAGUUGCGCCGAGCAAGACGAUGCAUGAGGAUGUCUGCGCCUUGGCAUUUGACAAAGAAACUAAUCUCAUCAUUGUCGGAAUUGACAACGGGAAUGCAGCAGAUAGAAGGCUCUGCCGCAACGUCCUAAAUGUCUCGCCUUGCUCAGUUGCGGUUCUAGUGGACCAAAGACGCCUUCAAGAUUUCAAGAACAUGGGAACGACGAUGAAGAACGGGUCAAUGAGUAUCAACGUCUGUUCGAUAUUCCUCGGUGGGGCGGACGACCGUGAGGCGCUGGCGUUUGCGGUUAGGAUGACAAACCACCCGUGCGUAAAUCUAAACGUUCUUAAGCUCGUGGACGGAGAAAACGUCUCGCAGCUAAACGACGUCAUAGAGAGAAGACUCGACUCCAUAGCCAUCCAAAAAUUCAGUCAAGACACCAUGAAUCAAUACAAUUUACGAGAGGUAAGGAUAGAGGAAGCGAGUGAUAUAGUGAACCUACUGAGAGAAGAAGGAAACAGUUACGAUCUUAUAAUGGUUGGGAUCAAACACGAAGAAAGCUUCCAGGUACUUAAAGGAUUAUCCGUGUGGAGCGAGAAUGAAGAUCUUGGAGAGAUCGCAGAUUUGCUCGUUUCCAGAGAUCUCAAGCUCACUGCAUCAGUUUUAGCCGUACAACAACAAGUCUCCUCCGUCGUUGAAGAGAGAUUCAUAAUAUAAUGUUAUAACAGUUUUUUUAGGAAUUGGAGGACACUAGGUCAUUUCUUUAUUAUUUUCAGGAACUAUUACAUGACAUAUUUUACAACAAACGCCUUACAUUUAUUUGAUCCUCGGAUUCGGUUAGU